UGUGUUUUCACUACUACUGUGUAAAAAAGCAUGGGGUAAAUGCAGAGGUCAAAUUAAGUAUCACUAAUUGGUCAGUGUGCAAAAUAACUAUUUCUAAUUCAUGAUGGUGAGGCUGCACAUCACUAAAUAUACCACCAGGUGUCACCCGUUUCAUAAAAUUGGUGGUGAGUGUUCAAGUGUUUAUGUGCAAAACAACAUUAUCACAAGAAUCCACCAGUCCUUUAUACAGUCAUAUUUAGCAUUUAGCAUUUGUGUGUGAGGCCAUACUAAGAUCUACUUCUUUGAAGUCAGCUAUCCUUCUGUCAUACAUCAUCAUCCCUGACACUCGUCUUCACACACUCCACCCUUCCUACACUGUCUUCUUCACCUCUCUUGUGCAGUAGUUUAAACAUCCACUUGUGCUACCUCUUCUCCCCGUAUCUUCACCAUGCCACCUGUCAUUCACACACAGGUAUUAUCUUAAUCUCUCAUCACAUCUCAGGCACGUUAAUCUAAAAUCACUCAUAACAUUUCCACAGGAGGAGAACAUGCAUAUAUUUUUGUCUCCUUUGGUUGAUUUAGUAUAGUGGCAAAAGCAGCAUGACUCACUGAGUUUGAACAAAACCCAGGGCAGGCUGAACCAAUUACUUGGGCCUUUAUGUCCUUUGGUUUUGGUAACUAUCUGUUACAGCUCAGCUGUUUUUAUCACAAAGUAAAGCUUGACAUAUCAUUUAUUUUUGCUGUUUGUUCAGUAAUAUUGAACAGCCAACACAUAUAUAGUUGUGUUGGCUGUCCCUUUUUCCUCAACCAGUCUGAAGAGAUGUCGCAAUGAUGACUGCUUUUACCAUGUUUUGUCUGCACUAUGCGAAUCACAGAGCAACACAGUGAGUGGGUAGACUGAAAUGAAUGGAAAAAAUGAAAAGAAGCGGAGAAAGACAGAGAAAGAGGGGUGGAUCCUCCAGAGAGAUGAGUGUAGGGAGUCAACAGUAUCACAGCAGAGGAGAACUGAAAGCUUCUUUCCAUCUUGAGACUUUUGUCAUGAAGAGCUAGGAGGAUUCUUCAUCUCUGAUGAUUCUAUAGCCACGUCAGGACCUUCAUGUGAUAGUUCUGACAAACCAGCCAACAUGGACCACAUGAAUAGAAGUAAACUGCAACAUAUACGACAGACACACCAGGUUCUACAGAGUACUCCUUUAGACCUCAUUGAGACUGGCAAGUCCUUGAAAGUCCAGGCAGAGCGUCCCCACCUGGUCAGUCUGGGAAGUGGUCGACUGAGUACAGCGAUCACUUUGUUACCACUGUUGGAAGGAAGAACCACACUGGGCAGUGAGGGGUCAGACAUCCCUCUGCAGGGUCCUGGUAUUGCAGCACAGCAUUGCUACAUUGAAAAGGAGGCAAGCAUUUUCACCUUGUACCCAUGUGGAAACCAGUGUUCUGUGGAUGGCCUCACCAUGACCAAACCGUAUCGCCUGACACAAGGGUGCAUGCUGUGUUUUGGCAAGUCAGCCCUUUUCCGCUUUAACCAUCCAGAAGAGGCCAUAAGGAUGAAGAGCAUGCUCCCUGGAGGAAACCAGGAACUACUUUCUGCAAAAACUAUGCCUACUGACUCGCAUGGUGAAAAUGGAAACUAUCAGUCUUUUUCAAGCAACACUAAUCCUAAAAUCAACAACAUUGCAAAGAGCCUCCAGGACUCCUUGAUUCUAAAACCACCAUCAUCAGGAUCUGGGAUACAGGCUGUUCCUCAGCCCUCUCCUCCAAACAUGUUUAAUGGAAGAAACAGCUCCAUGAGAGAGGACUCAGUUUUUGAAAACUCUUGGGGCCAGAACUUUAGCAACAAUACCACUCCAUUCCCUUUCCGGUCUAUCCAAACUCCUGUCCCCAAUCCUCGGACCUCACUGUCUCUUGCCUCAAGCAGUCAUAGCAGUGGACAGAAGGCCCGGGAGAGCCCAAACCUGCUUAGGAACUUAAGGUCAAGCCCCACACCACCUAGUACAGUGUUAGGACACGGCGCAGAAAACUCUGGCCAAACUCAUAAAUCAUCGUCAGUGACAGAGAAGGGUCAGUAUGUAUCUGAAACAGAUGUCCCUCAACAGCUCAGAACCAUGGAGCUGCUUGGGCCCCCCAGCAUGAGAGAACUUCCUCCUCUCUGCAGAGGGACUGCAGCAUCGCUGCGCCCAAAUUCCUCACAAGGCCUCCCUGCCAAGCCUGUCCCUGAGAGCCCACAGAUCCACCGUAAACUCACAACACAAGGAGAAGCUCUGUUGGCGACGUAUGACCACACGCCGCCACUUUCUCAGCCGUCUCUUACGUCUCCACUUGCAAGCCCUAGUAGCCAAAGAAAAAAGUCCUGUUUGACAGUGACAGAAUUCUCCACCAAGCAACACAAUCUCACAAAGCUAUAUACACGUGAACACAAGAACAGUAUCUCUGAGAUUAGUGACAAUGAGGACGAGCUGCUGGAAUAUCAUCGCUGGCAGAGAGAGGAGAGGCUACGAGAACAGGAAAUGGAAAAACUGGAGCGUCAGAGGCUGGAGAACAUCCUGAAUUUGUGUGCAGAGUAUAAUCAAGAGGGCAGUUCUAUGGAGCUGGCUGAGGUGGUGAGGAGGGGGCUGCUGGGACGUGCUGCAGGAUCCUGCUCACACACAGCAGACGGGAUGUUCCUUCAGAGUGUAGACAGUCUGCAGGGGGUGAGACGGAAUGAUGAGGACACCCAGAGAGAGGAGUCCAGCAGCACAGAGAGCACACAUCAGGAGUGUGAUGAGCUAUUGGCAGGACAUGAGCAGGUCUACCUGCAGGAGGAGAGGAACAGGAUCCUAGGCAGGGUUGAUGACUUGAAGCACAGAGUCAGUGAUUUGGAGCAGCGGCUACAAGAGACCAAACGCGAGGCGGAAAUGGAACAAGCCCUGCUGCAGACAGAGACACAGGCAGAGCAGGAACAGGUGGAGGCUGAAAAUGAAACUAUCGCUCAGCUGCAGUUAAAACUCAACCAGCUGGACAAGGCCGUCCAGAAGAAGAAGGAUGAGGGCAGGGCUAAUGUGUCAGCUGAGCGGAAGGUCCUGGAAAAGCAGAGGAAUGAAUACAAUGAGCUGAAGAGGGAGUUUGAUAAGUGCCCCUUGUCUCUAAGAGAACAGUUACAGGAGCAGCUCAGCAGGAAAGCUGAAACACUGGAGUGGGGGACCAAGCAGUUUGAAGAGCUGGAGUUCUGUCAGCUGGAGGUGGAGAGCAGUUUGGAGGAGAAGAAGGAGAAGCAGAGCUUGCAGUUUCUCCAACAGCGAGCCGAGUAUCACUGCAGCAUGGCCAAGAGGAAGGAGAAGAUGGCAGCUCUGGAAGCUCAAAUGCAGCAGUUGGGGUUACAGGCAGCACAAGACUGUGAAAGAAUGGUUAAAGACAGGACACUGACUCUGCAGCUUUUACAGAAGGAACAAAACAGGUUGUGUACUCUGGAGAAGAGAUGCCACGCUUGGACUGGAGAGAGCAAUUUCCCAAAGCCCUGCAACAGCAGCCGCAUGAAAGAGGAAUUGCUUCACAUCAGCGAACCUGACCUUGUUUAUGUGGAUGAUGCUGAUAGAUCUUGUCCCUCCUCUGCCUCGUCCUUCUCCUACUCCUCCUCUCAUUUUCCUUCCCCUGCAGUCUGUCCUGUUGGACUGCAAGAGGAGUACCUCAGGCUGUCUGAUGUCUAUAAGAUGUAUGGAAAUGUCUGUAUGCAGCCUCAUUCUUCUUCCCCUGCUGCUCUCCACUGCCCCCUCCCUGCUGUGGCUCCAGCUCUUCCAAGCGAGGACUACAUCACAGUCAGUCAGUUAAGUCAGAUUUUUGGGAUGAAGAGACUGAAUCCCUCAGCUUCUGCCUCUAUUCCAUCAUUCCCACUUGCCUCUGAAUCCUGGCACUCCAAUGCAUGUGGUCCUUCUUCCUUUCUAUCUGCAAAGAGUCAGCCUGAGCUGAGCAGAAAUGCAAUGCCUCCUAUUAUUCUGGAGCGCUGGUACCAGGAUAUCAUGGCUGCUGGAGAGCCUCACUCAUGUCCUCCACCAUUGCCUGCCAAGUCUUUUUCCACACGCAGACAUGGGCAGCUACUUAAGUCCAAAUCAGACUGUGAGGUUGAGCAGAUGGCGUUAUGCUGUCCUGUCAGCAAUGCUGGAUCCCUGUCACACUCCAACUCAACUGCUGUUGAGAAAAAUGAGGUGCCCAAGGGAUUACAGUUAGUGCUGGGAGAGAUGGCAAAUCCAUUAGACAUGGACCCCAGGAGGCAGGUGGUUGUGCAGAGCAAAGAUGUGUUUCCCUCUCCCUCGGCUUAUCACUCCAUCCUGAAUCGUCAGUCACCAUCGGGUGGAAACCAGGCAUAUGACACCCUAAGCCUGGAGAGUUCAGACAGCAUGGAGACCAGUGUCUCCACUGGCAACUCUGCAUGUACCCCAGAAAGCACCUGCGGGUUAGAGGCCCAUAGGAUAGAAGAGAUGGAGAGGAUGUUGAAGGAAGCACAGCAAGAGAAAGCCAGACUGAUUGAGAAACGAGAGAGGGAAGUGCAGGCUCGACGACAGAUGUUGGAGGAGGAGCGGGGGAGGAGAGAGGAAGCCGAGAGGAGGCUUCGGGACGAGGCGGCCCACAGGCAGAGGCUGGUAGAGGAGGAGGUGAAGAUGAGAGAGAAACACUUCUCCCAGGCCCGGCCAAUGACACGUUAUUUGCCCAACCGAAAGGAGGAGUUUGACCUGCGUGCCCAUGUGGAGUCAUCUGGCCACAGCAUAGAUACCUGCCCCUUUGUAAUCCUCACAGAGAAGCUGUGUAAAGGCCACCUGGUAAAGAUGGGCGGUAAAAUCAAAUCAUGGAAGAAACGCUGGUUUGUCUUCGACCGUCUCAAGAGAAACUUCUGCUAUUACAUCGACAAGCAUGAAACCAAGCUGAAAGGACAGAUUUACUUUCAGGCUAUCGAGGAGGUUUAUUAUGAUCAUCUACGCAGUGCCACUAAGAGUCCCAAUCCCUCUUUGACCUUCUGUGUGAAAACCCAUGACCGACUUUACUACAUGGUAGCCCCAUCCCCAGAGGCCAUGAGGAUCUGGAUGGAUGUCAUAGUAACAGGUGCUGAAGGCUACACACAGUUCAUGAGCUGAGGGACCAGCGGGCGACAGAUGAGCGGAGAUGAUGGGAUGGAGCUGCUCCCUUCUAAUUGUGCUGAGGCUGGAGCUGAGAUGGAUGAUACACAGCAAAUGUGUUAUAAUUGGACAUCUGUAUGACAUGAAUGUUUAUAAUUUGUAAGAAGGAUAAAUAGACUGAACAAACUGCCAAAGAAACAAGACCACAUUUAAUACAUUCUGUUAAGGAUGAUAUCCUUUUUGAGGUUUUUAAGAAACACUUUUGUCAUAUAAGCUCAAACUGUUUACACUUCCAAUUUUAUUGAUUUCUGCUUGCAGUGUUAUCACUCUUACUGAUGCCUUUUCCCCUUUUGAUACAUAUGUAGGUUGCUAAACAUUUUUCAGAUUAGAAAAAGAUUUAUAAUAUUUGAAAACACAUUUAAAUAAUGUGUGCCCGCACCUCCAUGCGUGCCUCGAGCUGGAACCCGUUCAUUCACCGCACAGUACUAGUUUAUUUUCGUGGGGAUCGGGCAACGUACGACACAGUUAGAGGGCACUUCCUGUUUGAAAUGGCUGACUUCCUGUUGGGUCAAAGGAGUGUCUGUAAACGUGUUCAGAGAAGUUCCCUUGUCUCACAUAUGAAAGUUUGUGCAGAUCGUACAAUGUUAGACUUCACUUCCUGUUUCGAGCGUUCCACUGCCUGUUGGGAGGUCGUCUUUUACGGACAUGUUCAGGCCAGGUCCCUGGUGUCACAUCCGGUGUAUAAAACAAUCCCUGUUUGAGCAGUAAAUGUCAUAUUGUCUGCUGUCACCAGGGGGCAAUGUUUUCAAAAUUUAAUAUUUUCGUAUAGACAUCUUCA
Molecule: messenger RNA, 5898 nt
Organism: Solea senegalensis (Senegalese sole)
Lineage: Eukaryota; Metazoa; Chordata; Actinopteri; Pleuronectiformes; Soleidae
Product: pleckstrin homology-like domain family B member 1
Exons: 25
Coding region: 1104-5078 (1324 amino acids)
Biological process (GO): regulation of microtubule cytoskeleton organization
Cellular component (GO): basal cortex
Molecular function (GO): protein binding
Source: RefSeq, a predicted model, not a curated record